CCUCCACAGCAAAGGAAGCCACCGCCAGAUUCCCGCUACUUCAUGCAGAUCCCAGCGGCCUACGCAGGAGGAGCAGGAGCAAACCCUUACUCAAUGAUAGCAGCGACGAAACAAGGAAUGGGGCCAGGAAAAACCGUAGGAGAUGAAGACUACGGGGAGAUGGACGAAGCGC
Messenger RNA from Amoebophrya sp. A25, 172 nucleotides. NCBI's taxonomy places the organism in Eukaryota, Dinophyceae, Syndiniales, Amoebophryaceae. The record is from the annotation of a GenBank genome assembly.